Messenger RNA from Phycodurus eques (leafy seadragon), 3763 nucleotides. It is a transcript of the gene slc35e1, whose product is annotated as solute carrier family 35 member E1. Gene Ontology annotation, molecular function: antiporter activity. Bases 65 to 1201 code for a protein of 378 amino acids. NCBI's taxonomy places the organism in Eukaryota, Metazoa, Chordata, Actinopteri, Syngnathiformes, Syngnathidae. Gene Ontology annotation, cellular component: Golgi apparatus. The record is from RefSeq and is a predicted model, not a curated record. The transcript is spliced from 6 exons.
CAGUGGCCGGCGCAGCGCAGCAACCACGCCGCCGGUGACGCGUCACUUGACUCCGCUCUGAAAAAUGGCUGCGGUGGAAAGGACUCAGGUCAGGGAAGGCUUCCGGAUAGUUGUUCUUUGCGUAUGUUGGUACACCGUCAGCUCGGGCGGCAACGUCAUCAACAAGAUAAUCCUCAAUGGAUUCCCGUACCCGGUCACGGUGUCUCUCUUUCACAUUUUCUCGAUCGUCGUCUUCCUGCCGCCGCUGUUGCGGGCGUGGGGAGUCCCCAAAACAGAACUGCCCAAGCGGUACUACUGGUGGACUAUUCUGCCUUUAGCUUUCGGGAAAUACUUCGCAUCGGUGUCGGCUCACUUCAGUAUAUGGAAGGUACCCGUUUCAUACGCGCACACCGUCAAGGCCACAAUGCCAAUAUGGGUUGUGCUCUUGUCAAGAGUUAUAAUGAGGGAGAAGCAAACCACCAAGGUGUACGUAGCUCUGAUCCCCAUCAUUGGCGGAGUGCUGCUGGCUACAGUGACAGAGUUGUCUUUCGACGUUUCGGGCCUGAUCAGCGCUCUGGCUGCUACGCUCUGCUUCUCUCUGCAGAAUAUCUUCUCCAAAAAGGUGUUGCGUGACACACGGAUCCACCACCUGCGGCUUCUCAACAUUUUGGGCUUCAAUGCCGUGAUAUUCAUGCUGCCCACCUGGGUCCUGGUUGACCUUUCCGUCUUUCUCGUCAAUGAUGAUCUGUGGGACAUGUCGGGAUGGACCAGAACCGUUGUUCUGCUGCUAAUCAGCGGCUUCUGCAACUUCGCUCAGAACGUCAUCGCCUUCAGCGUGCUCAAUCUGGUUAGCCCGCUCAGCUACGCCGUGGCUAAUGCGACCAAGAGGAUCAUGGUCAUCAGCAUCUCCCUGUUUAUGCUGCGCAACCCGGUCACGCUCACCAAUGUGCUGGGCAUGAUGACGGCCAUCGUCGGGGUCUUCCUCUACAACAAGGCCAAGUACGACGCUAACCAAGAGAAGAAACUGCUCCCAAGCAGCAAGCAGGACCUGAUGUCCAUUGACAACCCAGUGUUCCCAAAGCAUCAGGCCAACGGGUCAGUGCCUUUCUCCCAUGGAUCACUGCAGCAGCAUAGCUGGAACAACGUGCUGACCGACCACUUCCAAUACAGUCGCCAAACCUACACGACAAACUCCAACAGCAACCACCAGUAUGUGGUGUAAAAAAGAAAAAACAAAAAAGGGGGAGACUGUCCUUGCUCUGACUCGCUCUCAUAGACAUUCAUGUGCUUGUGUAGCCGCCAUCCCUGCGGCAGUUCUUCUCUGGUCGGCUUCACACAUGAGACUGUGUUCCACACAGGAAGAGCAAAAGACAUCUUUUUUUUCAUGAAGGGGCCAGUGACGUGACCUCUCCCACGCUCCUCUAUGUCUAAACCUUUCGGUGUUUUCCUGUCUGUUACUUUGGUCCUGACUGUUUGAGUGGCUGGGUGCGCAACAACACUCAUACCGGACAUUUUCAGAUGCAUUCGCAACAUGGGUUUUGAAUUGUCCAUUUUCUAAGGGGAUGUUAUCAUCUCCAACUAGGACCUCACGUAGAACGCCUGUCAUGUUAAUUUUUAUAACAAACAAAACAUAGAGGAACGCCUUAAUAUUUAGAUUUUAGGCAUUUAUUUUUUUGUGUGUCUUGGGAAGAGGAGGAAAACACUGUUGGAAGACACUGCUUUUGAAACAAACAGUUUUCAAAAAGUUUAGAGCUCUGUUUAAAAAAUAGAUAAACGAGCCACGUAAAAUAUUAACAUAUGAAGUUGAGCCCAGACACACAGACGGCAAUCAAAUCUGAUUAAACUUUGAUUAGAAUUAAGUGUGAGACGAGUUCUGAUCCCCAGAAUGGUCAGUGAGCACCUUCUCACAAUGUUCCAAUACCUGGCAUUGGUCGUUAUGAGUCGACAUGUUUGGAAAAAAAGCAAUUUAGGUACACGCUGUAAAGCUUCCUUUUAAAAUAUGCCAGCAGCUGCAAACACCAAGGUGGUGGUUCUUUUUUCCAAGGGCGGGCAUUGCUGUGUAGCGAUCGAGUUAUGAAAAUGAAUGAAUCAGUCCAUUAAAUGAGUUAUUUUCAUAUUGAUCAUUAAUAUUCAUUCAUCAUCAAUGCUUCUCAGGCAGAGAGGGAUAUCUGUCCUGCCAGGCAUAGUGUCAGCCCGAACCAAAGUUGCUUUUUUUUUUUUUUUUUAAUUAUAAAUAAACUGUCUCUAGUUUGUACAUAUUGAAAGAACAAAAUAUUCUGUCGUGAGGGUCAAAGGUGAAACGUCCAUCUCUAAUAGUCCCUGGAUAGGUUUGGUUUGUGCAAUAGUCAACUGAACUGGCAAACGAGAUGGACGAAAAGAUUUUGCUCAAUAUCAGUGUCAUGGAAACAAUUGAUCAAUCAUCAUGUAUUUAUUUCAAAUUGACACUGAGCAUUUAAAUGCAGCAAUAUGAAGUACAUACGUUUUUCUACUGUAAUUUUCUAUUGCAUAAAUGUCUGAACAUUUUAUGUAAAUUUACUUGUUAUUUUUGUUCUGUGCACAUUUUGUUCACAUAAUCUUGAGGGGCAAAAAACAAAAAUCUACAUUUCUGCAAGGAGGUCCGACUUUGGUUAAUAAUGGUAUAGUUCAGUUCACAUUUGUAGCAUUUUACCAAAUAUGAUUGGCUAUAGUUACUACUCUAUUCUCUUGUGUGUGUGUGUGUGUGUGUGUGUACUACUGCUGCAGUAUCUGCAAAAAUCUUUAAAAAUCCACUUUAGAUAUCUUUUGUCAGUUGAAGUAUUUGUUUAUUUGUCUCAUGAUUUCUCCCCAAAAUCUGUUCAUCUGCUGCUGUUAAAUUAAAAUGAAGAUAAUGUGACUAAUCUGACUCAUGCAAAACAGGAGACAAGCGAGCCGAUUUUAAAGGAGCUUUGAAAAUGACAAACAAGCAAUAUUUAUUUAAAAAAAAAAAAAAGGCAAUUGUACACCGCUGCAAACUACAACCGUAAACAUAUUGUUAAAAUAAUACCUCUCAAUCAAAACUGGCUGGAUGUUUUGUAUUGGAUCUCAUUAGGUUUUUCAAGUGUACCUAAUGUUGUGGCCAGUGAGUGUACAUCAUUUUUGCAUUAAAGGGGAAGUACCAAUGAGGAAGACCACAGCCAAUCAUAAGUUUAAUAAAAAAAAAACUGACGCAAAUGGUUUAAUAAUUAUCUUUAUUCAGACGUGUAGUAUUUAUUCCCAAGCGGAAAACUUUCCAAGCUUGAAGUUAAUUACGGCCCACUCUUUAUGUGGCCUCGCAGAUACUAUCUGGUGUAAAUUCUCUGCUGCAAGUGGUUGCUUAUAUGCAUACUAAUCACGAACAAGCAAAUUAUUCUAUUGACUUUUUUUCCCCCCCCCCAUUGUUUAUAUUUUGUUCCUUGAUGUUGCCAAAAGCAAAGGACCGCAGGAUGGAGGCCUGGCCCUGUUGGAAGUUUAUUCUUGAACUUUCUUAUUGUCAGCAUCAAGUUGGAGUCCAAUGGACGCUUAUUAAGAACUUGGUGAGCCCAAUUUGCAAAGCUAAUUUUCCUAGGACAAAGUUUGCUCACUGGGAUGUACAGUAUGUGUUAGUAGGGGGUGGUUUCUCUGUAAAACUAUGAUUAUUAUUUUUGUGAGAUUUUACUCAGCUAAUGUUUAUAGAUUUUUAUUUAUGGUUGUCAUGGUACAAAUUGUUUUGCAGUUGUCUCUGCUUCUGAUUUUUUAAAAAAUGCUAUUUUUAAAUGUAAAAAAAAAAUAAAUAGAAUACUGGACUGAA